CUCUGCUAGGAUAUAUCAAACACUUUAUGUAAUACCUUGAUGGAGAGAAUUUAUAAAGAGAACGUUUGUUUACGUUGAAGUCGGAAUCUGCUGGAUUAAUAUGUAGGUUAACGAGGAAAGUGCAAAGACGGGAUUUUAAAUAUUUUAAUUAAAAACAAAAAUAACAACAAAACAACAACAACAAAGAACCCGUCAAAAACACGAUAAUUUGAGGAUAAUCGAACAAAAUGGAUGAAAAUAGCAGUCGGGAUGAUUUUGUUGCACCAACUGUACCAAGUAACAGACGAACAUCUUUGUCGUCUAGCGGAGGAACGCCUUUAAGUUCUACGUCAACAAUGAGCGCCCGUCGGCUGUCGUCGUCGGAUGCCGGAGAGAAGAGCGAUUAUCGUAGGCUACAGAAUGAAAUGCAAAUCAUGACGUUUAAAGUUCGAGCUCUAGAGGAGAAGGUGGAGAAAAUUGUGAAAGAAGCCGGGAUAAACUUACAAAAUGGUCCAACAGGACGUGGGGUGGCAUUCACCGCCCGCUUGAAGGAACAUGUUACUGUACGCUCACUUGAGACCAUCAAAUUUGACGAUGUUUUAACAAACAUUGGCAAAUCGUACUUCCCUAGCACCGGAGUAUUCAAGGUUCCGUAUUCUGGACGGUAUUUGUUCUCUCUUACAGUGCGCGCGCAAUACCAAAAGCAAGUGUGUGCGGAAAUUAUAGCUGAGCCGCACGUGAUUGGUCAGUUAGCGGCAGGUGAUAGCGAGAUUGAGCGAGCCUCGGCGUCGAUAACUGUUGUCGUCUCGUUACAAGCUGGCGACGAGAUUUACGUUCGGGAGUCGAAACCUUGGACUGGAAAUUUAUUCGGCGAAGGGUAUACAUCGUUUACGGGAAUUUUGUUGCAGUGAUUGACUAUUUACAAGGAAAUAAAUACUUGAUGAUACUGUUUGAACAUCCAAGCUAUGUAAUGACGUCAUUGUUUGAACAUGAUACGCUCCAACAUUGUGUGUUGGAAAUUUUAUAUGAUGACAUGAUUAUAUGUUUGUGUUGCUUUUAUACUGUUCAUAGUUGCUUAUUCCUGAUGUUUUAAAAUGUUAAAACUUUUAAAAGCUUAUAUAAUUAUAACUUGUCUUCUUCCAGUAACUCUGUUAACUUUAAAUGUUAAAGACCAACAUCCUAAUCUGAUUUUCUUUUUAAAGAAAAGCUUUGAAUUUUAUAUUAAUGUUUAAAAAGUUGAAAACAUGCCAUGUGAUUGACCUAUUUUCUCCUCCACAUUUUGGUGUUAUAGCGCACAUCUGGAUCAGCGAUUAUUUUUCUUCAUUACCACUAUACCGCUUUUAAUACACAUGUCGCAAUUAUUUUGUUCUUAAGACGUAUGCAUUACCAUAAUUCCGCUUUUAGAACACAUGCCGCAAUCAUUUUGUUCUUAAACUGUACAUUACCACUAUAUGGCUUGCACCCAUUGCGGGCGGAUGGCGUCCGGUUUUGUCCGGAAUAUACCGGUAUCUUCUACCUGAAUCAAUUGAUAUUAUGAGACAUGCGGAACACACAUUCUUCAUGAGUUGAGACAUUUCAAUUUAACCUGGCAAAAUUAUUUACCAGUUUAAAGGCAGUGUUGCGCACUAAAUUCAGCUGCUAUGGUGAAGUUUACAAAUGGUUAAAGUCAGAGAAAGUAUGAAAGUGUGGCAAUACGACAAUUAUGUCAUCAUGAAUUGAAGCAAUUUAGUAGUAUCACACAUGUUCACUGACAUAAUACUACAACGUCAUGAGACAAGGUCGCACUUAGAGAUCAAAGAAAAACGCUUGUCCCCAGCAAAGCUAAUUCAUGCAUUGACGUAUUUCAACUUCAUGCACAGAUAUUUUAAUGACUAUAGCUUCACCAUUGUGAGCAGAUCAAAAGUCAAGUUAAUUCACACCUGAAGGUCAGAGGGAAGGAAAGUCCGCAGCUGCAAUACACAAUCCUGUAUACUGAGGGUCCUAUUUCGUGAGUUGGUUGUUUGGGGUGUAAUACCGCAGCACAAUUGUUACAUUAAACUAGAUGGUUAGAUGGAAUAGAAGUGUUUCAUAUUCAUAACUCAUAACUCUUAAUUAUCAUUAUUAUUUUAUAAAUUGUUACAUAUGUUUAUCAAAUCACAUGUGCGUAAUUUUUAUUUUUUUUUACUAUCGAAACAGCAACAGCGACAUCUAUGAAGAUGAUUUGUUAACAGAACAGUUCCAAUUUCUGUUACAAAUUGCUGUUGUUGUAAUGCGUUUGCACGCAAUUUAUCCAUUUACGAUGAAAUGUGUAUUUUUGUUGUAUGAAUAUAUGUUAUGCUGUUCAAU
Molecule: messenger RNA, 2304 nt
Organism: Ruditapes philippinarum (Manila clam)
Lineage: Eukaryota; Metazoa; Mollusca; Bivalvia; Venerida; Veneridae
Product: complement C1q-like protein 2
Exons: 2
Coding region: 228-890 (220 amino acids)
Molecular function (GO): protein binding
Source: RefSeq, a predicted model, not a curated record